Acanthochromis polyacanthus (spiny chromis) is the source of this 3065-nucleotide messenger RNA. RefSeq names its product kinesin family member 17 (gene kif17). The transcript has 15 exons. The record is from RefSeq and is a predicted model, not a curated record. Bases 211 to 2709 code for a protein of 832 amino acids. Lineage: Eukaryota; Metazoa; Chordata; Actinopteri; Pomacentridae. Gene Ontology annotation, molecular function: microtubule motor activity; microtubule binding; ATP binding. Gene Ontology annotation, biological process: microtubule-based movement.
CCUCCUGUGUCCAUAAACAUCGUGACCUCACUCUCUCCUCACCAAAAUGGCCGCCACUCCGGCCGUUACACCCAUAGAUAUGUUUACACCCCUCAAGGGCUACUCGUGGUUGCUAAGCAACGUCACAACGCCGUGUGUGGAGGAGCAGUAUGGCAGAGGACUUGAAACGACACCAGACGAGAGUCCAGCUGCUGCAGGGUUCAUGCUGAGAUGGGGUCUGAGUCGGUGAAGGUGGUGGUCCGGUGCAGGCCCCUGAAUGACAGGGAGAAGGCUCUCAGCUCCAAGAUGGUGCUGUCCAUGGACCUGCAGCGCUGCCAGUGCUUCAUAGAAAAGCCUGGAGCAGUGGAUGAGCCGCCCAAGCAGUUUACCUUUGAUGGAACCUACUACAUUGAUCAAGCAACUGAGCAGAUGUACAAUGAGAUAGCCUAUCCUCUGGUGGAGGGUGUCACUGAGGGAUACAAUGGCACUAUUUUUGCAUAUGGACAAACUGGAAGCGGCAAGUCUUUCACCAUGCAGGGGGUGACUGAGCCUGCAGCCCAGAAGGGCGUCAUCCCACGGGCCUUUGAGCACAUUUUUGAGAGCAUUCAGUGUGCAGAAAAUACAAAAUUCCUGGUGAGGGCCUCUUACUUGGAGAUUUACAAUGAAGAAAUCAGAGACCUUUUGGGAAGCAACACCAAACAGAGACUGGAGCUGAAAGAGCACCCAGAGCGUGGGGUGUAUGUGCGGGACCUCUCCAUGCACACUGUGCACAGUGUGGGGGAGUGUGAGAGAAUCAUAGAGCAGGGCUGGAGGAACCGGGCAGUGGGCUACACACUGAUGAACAAAGACUCCUCCCGCUCCCACUCCAUCUUCACCAUCCACCUGGAGAUCUGCAACACUGAUGCAGCAGGCCAGGACCACCUAAGAGCAGGAAAACUCAACCUAGUGGACUUGGCAGGAAGUGAGCGUCAGUCUAAAACCGGUGCUACUGGCGAGCGACUCCGUGAGGCCACAAAGAUCAACCUCUCCCUCUCGGCCCUCGGCAAUGUCAUCUCUGCCCUGGUGGAUGGACGCUCCAAGUACAUCCCCUACCGGGACUCCAAGCUGACCCGACUGCUGCAGGACUCUUUGGGAGGAAACACACGCACCUUGAUGAUCGCCUGCCUCUCACCUGCAGACAACAACUACGAGGAAAGCCUGAGCACGCUGCGCUAUGCGAACCGGGCCAAGAGCAUCCAGAACAGGCCUCGGAUCAAUGAAGACCCUAAGGAUGCUCUGCUCCGAGAGUAUCAGGAGGAGAUCAAAAAGCUGCGGGCCCUCAUCUCAGGCCAGCUGGGCACUGCUGACCUGUCAUCUCUUCUGGCUGGUCACAUUUCUGAGGCGUCCCCUGUUUUUCCUUCAAGGCCACUAUCCAGCACCACUGAGGCGAAGAAGGAAAAGAUUAAAGAGGAGUAUGAAGAGAAGCUUGCCAAGUUGCAGGCUGAAUACAAUGCAGAGCAGGAAUCCAAAGCAAAGCUCCAGGAGGACAUUGCUGCUCUGCGUUGCUCCUAUGAAUCAAAGCUGUCUAAUCUGGAAAAGGCUCGAGCCAGCAGGGGGAGCUCUGUCCCUAAAAAUGGUGACACAAAACCACCUGGUCAAAACAAAGAACCAUUGAGCUCCAGCUGUACGACCCAGGCUGCAGAGGAAGAGCUCUGCCUGAACUCAGAUCCCAUUUUCCACAGUACAACUGGAGAAACUUCCUCUGUCAAGCCUGUUGUGCCCUGUACGCCAGCUGGUGUCCAAAAAGGUUCAGAUAGAGGUGGAGCCAUAGAGGCAACUGAUGACAGCACAGCUGGAUCUCUGGACCAGAAACACGCCCUGGAAAGACUGCAGCGGCUGGAGCAGGAGGUAGUUGGAGGUGAGCAGGCCAGGAACAAAGAGUUACAACAGAGGCAUCGGCAGAGGAAGAACCUGGCUGACCUGAGAAAAGUCCAGCUCAUCCAUGCUUUGACAGAGAACAGUGAGGAGAGUGAAAAUGUGCUGCUGAACGUCUACAAUUCCAUCCAAGAAGAGGUCCAUGCCAAAAACCAGAUGCUGGUCAAAGUUCAAAGCAAGCUGAAAGCAGCCAAACUGGAGAUCCGUGACCUGCAGGCAGAGUUUGAGGUGGAGAGGAAUGACUACCUGGCAACCAUCCGUCGUCUGGAGAAGGAAGGCCAGCUACUGCACAGCCUGCUGGAGCGCAUGGUGCCCCUGGUGCGCCGUGACUGCAACUACAGCAACCUGGACCGCUUGAAGAAAGAAGCCGUUUGGGACGAGGACAGCGCCACCUGGAGGCUGCCAGAUGUGAUGGUGCAGAAAACAACACUGCCUUCAGCAGUGGCUCCGAAACCGUCUGUCUGUAGAAGCGCCGGUCCUGAUGUUGGAGAACCACAUACGCAGGUAGAAGAGGACAGGUACAAGGAGAUGCUGGACCGCAGUGACAGUGAGAACAUCGCCAGUAGCUACUUCAAGCCAAAGAGAGCGAGCCAGCUGCUGGGAGGUGAUGUUUCCAAGGGACACGCCAUCCACUCUCCUCCCCUGGUUACCAUGGCAGCCCACCUUUCUGUUAGUGGGUCCAACGUGAAUCCACCCAUCAGCUCAGAAUCCGUCCUACCUCGGCCUUUCCGCCUGGAGUCGCUUGGUGUCCCAGUGUCCAAUGGUAAGGUGAAGCGCAAAAAAAGCAAAUCUCACAUCCAUACUGAGGGAAUCUGAAAGGACUGUGAGUUCCCAUCCUCUUUAACACAGCUUAAUCUUGUUUUUCACUUAAAUGAUUUUAUACACUGUGAUUUACCACACAGUAUAUAGUGAAGAAUCAAAUAUAGAAUAUUUGGUAACUACUGCUAACUACAAAUGUACAUAGGAGCUUUUUUGUGUACAGCAUGAUUGUUAACUUUAAACCAAAUGCUACCUGUAUUAUGAUUCUAUUCUGUGUUUUUUUGCACUGUACUUCAUGAGUUUGAUUCUAUCAUUUUUAGCUUCUCGUAUUGUACUAUUAUAACUGUUCUUGACCAAAUAUUUAAAAUUCUACACUUGCCGCUGAAAGGAUAAAAUAAAUGAAUUUGUCUACA